CCCAGAGUUGGUGAGAGACCAACGAGAGACAACCAAAAUACAAAAAGACCUUGCAAUCACCCAAUCCCAGCAUAACACUCUCGAACCUCUCUCUAUUAUCACCACUAUUAACAGAGGUCCUUAAGCAACCAACAAAAUUUUGUUCUACCUGAAACACUCCCAGGACUCCCAGGACUCACACCAAUACAGACCAUCACAGCCCUUGAGUUGGCAUAAGAAACCUACUGCCAGACAUAACAGCCCAACUUAUCCAUCCACCUGCAGGACCACACCCAAACUUACCCAAGAUGGGCACACAACAAUCAACCCAGAUAACAGCAGUAAGCACCAGCAGAUAACAGUAUACAAAAUUAGACAAAAAACAGACAGCAGAGCAGAAAACGAGGCCAAACCAUAAUAGAACAGAACAGACCCUUUAGCAUAGCAGAACAGAACAGACCCUUGCGCAUACCAUUGCGGCCACCAGCAGCAACCAUCAUAAUAGAACGGAACAGGCCCUUUAGAUAAUACAGCCUUACAUUCUCCUACCCAAACAAAAUCUGAUUUGCUCCAGAUUAUGCAGAAAAUCAGUUACAGAAAAAGGAAGAUCCGAGGACGUGGCUUUUAACCAGAUUGCUAGCCUAAUAAUGAUAACUUCAAGAAGUUCUACCAUGUUAGGUUGAGAAUCUUGGAAGAUGCACUCGUUCCUGUGCUUCCAAAUGGACCAGAGAGCCACCAAGGGGAUAGCAUUCCAAAUUAUUUUUUCAGCUUUCAUGACCUUGCUUCCAGCCCACCACUGCAGUAAGCCAUCAACAGUUUGAGGCACUACCCAGAGGGCUCCCCACCAUUGCAGGAGACCCGUCCAAACUCUCCAGACCGAAGGGCACCAGAUCAGCACAUGUUGAACUGUUUCUUGUUCAGCUUUGCAGAAAAUACAGACAGUGGCAGCACUAUCCUCCAGCACACCAAUUCUGUGCAAGAACACUGAAGUUUUUACCUUAUGCUUCCAUGCGAGCCAACCAAAAAAUUGAACUUUAGGUGGAAGGAAGAUUUUGAGAGAAUAUAUAAUCGGAGAGUGGUCGAGGAUGAGUUUUCAGAAUUCUGUGCAAAACUUGAAUCUUGUAAAUGUGAUCCUCUUGUAGCUGUUGCUGAGGAGAAGGUGAAAGUUGAUCAAUUUUCUACACUAAGGGAACAUGAUCUUUGUGUCAGAAUACAGCAAUAUCAAAGUAGUGCCGAUGAAGAAUUUUUCAUGCAAUAUCAAACUAGUGCUGAAGAAGAAUUUUCCAUGGUUCAUUGUCCAUGGAUUUUUCCUAUUUUUGAUCCCGAGUUGGAUGAUAUCAGCCCUGAAGACAUAGCAAGUGCAUUGGAGGUGUUUAGGAAUUAUGACAAGCCUUUAAAGGAAGAUUGUAAAACGCAGCUUACCUUGGAGUUGACACAUGAGAAAAGUUGUCGUAUUCUUGAUACUUUGGUUUUAGAGGCUUUGAGGGGCGUCAACAUUAAAGAGCUAGAAAAAAAUUUACCAAAGACAUCAGAUGUGUUUCUCUCUGAUGAUAUUAAAACUGCGUGCUCAGUUUUAGCUGAUGGCAUAAUCGUUGGGCUCUAUGAAUACUUGGCUCCUAUGAAAGCAUCAGCGUUGAAGGACUUUGAGAAAGCUGUAAUUUUUCCUUUAUCAGAUGUUUGCUUCGGACCUUGUACAGAUGAGCUCACUGAAGUGAUUAAGAUUGCUAAUCAUGAGAGAAGAAUGCAAGGUGAACGUUUCAUUAGUGUGAAGCAUAUUUUGUUUGGCCUUUCACUUUCAAGCGUUGGUGAAUGUGUCGGGAGGAUCCUCAAUGACAGGGGGCUAAAUUGUUUGGGUGGAUUUCCUUGAAGCUCUCUUCGUUUAGCAUUUACAAGUUAUCGCGCGAUACAGCUACCAUUCUUGGUUAGAUCUCUAUUUUUGUAAUGACCUCAACAUCCCAUUGAAUUUACUCUUUAUAAAGUUAUGUGGCAGGUGAAUAUUAUGAAUCUUUUUGUUUUAAAUGGAGGUAAAUUUGGUUGCUCUGAAAAUUUUAAGGCAUUAAAUGGUCUCUCCUAAAUCUAGUUCUGUCUUAAUGUUGCUUCGGAUUCAGUUGAGGAAACUGGAUUUGUCCGGUGGGUGGAUGAAGUAGGUUUAUGCAUAUUCAUGUUCCCCCCUCCCUCACACCUGAGCAUAUAUUGCAGGUGAUAAGGAUGUUGGACUUUUUUUUUUUGGGUGAAUAGGAUGUUGGACUUGAGCACUUGGUCCUGGCAAUUUUCUUUGGAAAGCAAGAAAGCAAUCGUACAGGGACGGCUGCACAGGAUGAUUGCACUUCCUUGUUCUUAGACGAGGACAAAUGGGAUGAUGAGCUCUUGAAAUGUUUAAGAAAUAGUAACACGGAAUGUGGUGUCGAAAGCUUCGACGACAGUGAAGCUUUCAAAUCAUUGCUACCCGAAGAUUGUUUGGAUGCUGCUGGUGGACCGUAUUCAUGUGGCUUUUUCAUCAUGGAAGAGCUGCACAAGACUUUCGAGUGUGGCUUGAAGUUGAAUGCUAUUCGUGAGUAGAAUU
Molecule: messenger RNA, 2542 nt
Organism: Camellia sinensis
Lineage: Eukaryota; Viridiplantae; Streptophyta; Magnoliopsida; Ericales; Theaceae
Source: RefSeq, a predicted model, not a curated record